Molecule: messenger RNA, 990 nt
Organism: Acanthosepion pharaonis
Lineage: Eukaryota; Metazoa; Mollusca; Cephalopoda; Sepiida; Sepiidae
Source: the annotation of a GenBank genome assembly
AUGAUGAAGCCACAGGGCAAGCGAUCAACUGUGAAAGGCAUCGUUCUUCUUUUUCGUGAGGAGCGAAUCAACGCAGACGUCGAUCAGACCGAUAUCUAUGUUUCUUUGCCCAUUGUUUAUCUAUCUAUCUAUCUAUCUAUCUAUCUAACUAUCUAUGUCUUUUCGUUAUCUAUGUUCAUUUGUUCAUUAUCUAUCUAUCUAUCUAUCUAUUAUCUAUCUAUCUUUUUUCGUUAUCUAUGUUUCAUUUAUUCAUUAUCUAUCUAUCUAUCUAACUAUCUAUGUCUUUUCGUUAUCUAUGUUUCUUUGUUCAUUAUCUAUCUAUCUAUCUAUCUAUCUAUCUAUCUAUCUAUCUAUCUAUCUAUGUCUUUUCGUUAUCUAUGUUUCUUUGUUCAUUAUCUAUCUAUCUAUCUAUCUAUCUAUCUAUCUAUCUAUCUAUGUCGUUUCGUUAUCUAUGUUUCUUUGUUCAUUAUCUAUCUAUCUAUCUAUCUAUCUAUCUAUCUAUCUAUGUCUUUUCAUUAUCUAUGUUUCUUUGCCCAUUGUUUAUCUAUAUCUAUCUAUCUAUCUAUCUAUCUAUCUAUCUAUCUAUCUAUGUCUUUUCGUUAUCUAUGUUUCUUUGUUCAUUAUCUAUCUAUCUAUCUAUCUAUCUAUCUAUCUAUCUAUCUAUCUAUCUAUGUUUCUUUGUUCGUUGUCUAUUUAUGUAUCUAUGUCUUUUCAUUAUCUAUCAAUCUACCUACGUUUCUUUGUCCAUGUAUACAUCUAUGUCUUUUCGUGAUCUAUGUUUGUUCAUUAUCUAUCUAUCUAUCUAUCUAUCUAUCUAUCUUUACAACCGAAAUUCAUCUGUUCCUUAAAUAUUAUCUAUCUAUCUAUCUAUCUAUCUAUCUAUCUAUCUAUCUAUCUAUCUUUGUUUAUUUAUUUAUUAUCUAUCUAUCUAUCUAUUCAUUAUCUAUAUAUUUAUCGAUCUAUCUAUUCAUCUACGAAAAUCAAUCUUAA